CAAAACAUUCCCAUUAGUCUGUCGUUUGAUGAAACCAUCCGUCUCCUCUUCAAUGAAAACUGCCAAUCAAGCAAGCGGAAGACUGAAAUGAUUCACAAAUUCAGCAAAAUUUGAUCCCUAGCACUAAAAUUGAGAACAAUUAACGCCAUGAACCAGAACGGUGAUGUGAAAGAAUUCGAGUUUUGCAAGGUGUGUAAACAUAAUCACGACGAAGGACAGCGGCACAAGUAUUUUCCUAAGCACAAGAAAUUCCUCUCGGCUUACCUAUCUCGGUUUCAGAACAAGCUCGCAGACGUUAAGUUCUUCCUAAAAAACCCUAGCCUCCUCCGCCCCGAACAUUCUUCUACCUAUCGCUUCUGGUGCGUCUUCUGCGACACCGAUGUCAAUGAAAUAGGCAGCUCUUUCGCUUGUGCUAAUGCGAUAAAUCAUCUGGCGAGCGAUGAUCAUUGGAAGAACUUGAAGCAUUUUAUGUGGAAAUAUGGCGGUAAGAUGGAUUGCGUGGAUACUUUUCGAAUUAUGGAAUCUGAUUUACACAAGUGGGAGAAGAAGUGCAAAUUGUUGGACAAUGAAGCUGCAUCAUCUGGCGAUGGAUCUCGUGUGCUGGAAAUUGGACCUUCAAAUGAUAUCCAAAAUGAGCUAAACUGUAGAAAUAUUAAUGAAUUUGAAAACAAUAAUUUUGAACCACAUAAGUCAAAUUUUAUAAAUGGUGUUAUGCCUUUACAAUACUAUACAAAUGAGUAUCAGAUAUCUCAUUCAGCAGUUGCAAAUGUCGGACCAUUUGUACAUGAUCCAUUCUCUGCUUUGCCUUUGAAUGCCAGAAAUGGUGCAUGUUUGUGGAAUUCAAAUGGUUUAACAAAUACAGUUAACUGGAAUACCCUACAGCCUCUUCCUUAUAUGAAGACAAUCUCAUCCGGUGAUCUUGAUGGACAGCCUUGCCAGGGUUUCAAGGGCAAAGGAGUGGUUGAUGUAGUGAGCAGCUCAAAGGGAUCACAGCAUAUCACUCAAAUUUCUGCUCUGAGUCAAGAGAAAGCUGGACGAAAUGUACAUACUGGAGCACCUCCUCCAUGGCUGGAGGCCAGUGAAGAAAAUCAACUAAAUGUUCAAUUAAAACCAGUCUCAUCUAGUAUUUCCUCCCUUUCUAACAAGCCUGGGAAAAAGUUAAAUCCAAACAGAGUGGGAGCUGCUUGGGCAGAAAGAAGAAAGAUUGAGAUGGAGAUGGAGAAGAGAGGGGAAAUUGUUAAGAGUAAUUAUGACACUAACUGGCUUCCCAAUUUUGGUAGAGUUUGGCAAUCAGGCAGUAGAAAGGAAUCUAGAAAAGAAUUCGAGAAGGACAAAAUGAAAUUACCUAAAGUAGAAAGUCAAUCUGAGGUGCCUGUUACUAUACAGCCUUAUAUUAGUAAAAAAAUGCGAAGGGAUGCAAGCAAUUGAUGGUUGAGGACUUAUGGUGAUUAGCAUACAGAUCAAUGUUAGUACAGGUGGUGGACAUUUUCAGAGGUUAACAUGUGUAUUUUUCUGCAACUUCCCUUCAAUUUCAAAUUUGUUAACCAAAUGUCUUGGAAGAUUGCUGUUGACCAUGAGACUUGGCGAUCAUUAGUGAAGAAAUGGUAAAUGAGCUCUUGGUUUUAUGUUGUAAUCAUAACAAUGCUAGAUAAUUCUGGCUACUGAUACUCUUUUAAUAUGCUGAAAUGUAUAUGUCAUGUCCCUUAUUUUAGAUAAAUGAUUGAUUGGUUUCUUUCUUCUCUUUGGUAUAUUUGAAUAUGAUCACUUUCUUUUAUACUGUGAAAUUGGUGGUAAUAUACGUCUCCAUUCAGAUGUAAGACCAAUAUGCAAUGGCGCGUGCUAUAACUGAUAACUCUGUUUAUAUGCAAUAUGGCGAGAUAUUUUUCAUAUAAGUUUGUGGGGACAUAUGCCCAAUUUAGGCUCACAUUAAUCGGAAAAUUUGAUAUACAACAAUCUGCACAAUUUUUGAAAUGGUAAUUGCAUAUGACUAAUAUGUAAACGAUGUGCUUUUGAUAAAUAAAAAAAGGCUUAUGCAUAUUUACUUGAUUACGCAUAUACUUCAUGUCUUUGUUACUUGGAAUUAGUCUCUAACUUGUGGCAGUGAUCUGGGUGGAUCUUGUCCCUUGAUUGGCUUUCUAGCCAGCAAGUGAAAAUGUUGCUACAUUUGCGUACACGACUUUCAUGUCGAAUUUGGGGACUUGAAAAAUGUUUAUUAAAUAAUUGGAUUUGAUUCUCUGUGCAAUUACACUAGCAAAAAGGCUAUUAGACAAAGAAAGCUGUUUUGUGCAUGCAAAAUUUUGUAGAAUUUGGGUUACCUGUGAUCUUAAAAUUCCAGAGAUUACCCUUGGAAGAAACCAAGUUCUCUUCGCAUAGGAAUUCCCAGGAAAACCACUUCUCAAUUGUUCGAUCCACAUCAUGUACCAGUACUUCUGUUGUGUUUCCAGCUCUUGCUAUCACACUAGCCGUAUAAAUUGCAGCCAUCCUGCCUGGGGCUUCUGCCUUGCUGAUCUGGGAACACAAGCUCGAGUUUUCCUUGCAUGUUUGAGCAGCUGAUAAGCUUUUUUUGCAGGAUCAUCCUCUAGAAAGACAGUGAUGCCGCCUGAAUUUAUUGAUGAGAGCUUUAGGUAUUGAGCCUCCAGUCCAAAAAAAAGAAGGUUGCAGGGCGAUUUGCGCUUAACGAGAUUAGAGAGAAGCUCAAAUUCCUUUUUUGUGAGGACGGUUGCAGUGGUGGAAGUAUUUUGUUGAGCGAGUGAGCUGUUAGGUACAUUUGAUGAAACAUUGCUGCAUUUUGGAGAUGAGAAACUACAUGCGGGUUGCAUAUUUGGAGGUAGCGUAGGCAACGGAGAAUGAGAAGGAUUUGUAGUGGUAGCAAUUCUAAGAAGUCUAAGAAUGGAGAUGGUUGAUAAAAUGAAAACAAGCAGAGGUGAGCUUGGAGGGGAAAACCUGACCAGAGGAGUUGAAAAUGAACAGUAAUGAGGCAAUUCUGGUGGCAUUUUUCCUCUCUUGUCCCUGGCCUUUUCCUAUAGCAAGAUCACAUCUGUUACAAGGUAUUGGUGAGAUUUCUAUGACAAGAAGUGUGUUAUUAUGAUGCUUUCUCCUUUACUAUUAGUCAGUUUGAGUGUGCAAGAAGGAAUGAGCACAAAUUUGCUUUUGUUUCAAGUGUUAUCUUCUUCCUGCAGGUAGCUGUCAGCUUGUUACCUAAUUGUUACGGUUACCAUUUUUACAAAUCAAUGAUGCUUAUGUGUAUCAUUUCUGAAAAUAUAUGACUGACAGGGGUGCUCUUUCAAUCUUUUUCUGUAGAUGGCGACUCGGGUCUUGAAAUUUGUAGGACGUCGGUUCGUUGACGGAUAGCUGUCAUUCUGCCCUUUUUGGGGUCGUUUGGUUAUUUGAGUGAAGCUGAAGAAGGGUGAUGUUUAAGUUGCAGGGUUGUUUUCAAUCAGUUUUGACUCCAGAUGUCUGGUAGACAUGGGCAAUUAAUUAAGGUAAUUAGUUUAUUGAUUUUAUGUUCUUUAUUUAUUUCCUAUGUGAAAUUUUAUUAUACUCCAGAACGUCAUAAAAAGUAGUAACACGAAAACAAAAGCUCACAACUUUGAGUAUAUCGUCAACAACUAUUGUUGAACAACAUAGUAUUGACUUGAGACAAAAAUUAAGGUUUAACCGAACAUUGACUUAGAGCAGUUAUUGCAAGGAUGUACAUAAACAUCAUACUAAAUUUCUCAGUUAGAAGACUUAUUCUUAAUAGUCAUUUAUUUAGUUUUGUAAAUUGAAUUAUCAAGUCAUCUAUUAGAAAGGACAAAUUUGAAAAACGAUUAUUAAAAUCAUCUUAAAAUUCUAAAAGGUCAAGUAAUUUGUAUACAAAUAUAUUUGGCCAGAUCGACAAUUUAAAAAAACGGUGAGAGUGAAUUCUUUUUCUGCUAUCAGACCUCAAUUGACAGUGAUGCAGAUAUUCUGUUUGAUCAAGCUAUAAUGCUGGACCUCUGGAUCUAGUGGUCAAGGGUGAGGUUCAAGACUUUGUAAAAAAUUGAAAGCUGUUUAAGAAGACUAUUUGAAGAAUUGAAGGCUAUUAUAAUACCAUUUGUAACAUCCUUUGUAAAUAUAACCCUUGUAAUUUGUAAAUAUAAGUUAUAAUUUUUGGAUUUUA
This is a messenger RNA of Mercurialis annua (annual mercury), 4141 nucleotides long. RefSeq names its product TITAN-like protein. Lineage: Eukaryota; Viridiplantae; Streptophyta; Magnoliopsida; Malpighiales; Euphorbiaceae. Bases 148 to 1428 code for a protein of 426 amino acids. The transcript has 11 exons. The record is from RefSeq and is a predicted model, not a curated record.